AUGUCGGGCUACCAAGCAUAUCCCGGCGCCUCCGGCUACGGCGCUCCCCCGCCUGCACCGCAAAGACCUUUUGCCAACUCGCCAUUCCAGUCGCAACCUCCCGCACAAGGACAACAGAGCACUGGCGGUUAUUCUUCUCCUGCANNCCCUAUGGCCAGUCCCAGCCCUCUCCCUACCCGCCCCAGCAAGCAUACGGCCAGCCUCCCUCGCAGGGCUACAACAGACCCCCACCGCCACCUCCUCCAGGACAGCAGCCGCAAUAUGGUCAAAGCCAAUACGGCCAGAGUCAAGGAUACCCUCCACAAUCUCCUGCGCCGUUUGGCCAAAGCCAGAGCCAGGCUCCCUUUGGCCAAUCUCAGCCUCCAUCCUAUGGACAAAGCCAGCCGCCCUACGGAUCUGCUCAGCAACCUCCCUAUGGUCAAUCUCAGCCUUCCUAUGGACAAAACCAAGCACCAUAUCCAUCACAGCAACAGCAACAUGGUGGCGGACCUGGAUAUGUUCAGCCAGCCUCCUCAGCAACAACAACAACAAGGCGGUUAUGGCGCACCUCCCCAGCAGCAAGGUGGUUACCCUCCUCAGCCUCAGCAAGGCGGCUACCCUGGACAGCAACCGGGAGGUCCUCAGGGUGGCUACGGCGCCCCUCCCUCGCAACCCGCCGGUCCUGCUGAGAUUCAGGCAUACAAGCAGUCGCUUCAGCAGACGAUUCAAGAGAAGGGUCUCCAAGGUUUCUAUCCUCCGGGCUCGCCCAUGAUCGACCAGAUCGCAAACAAGGCCUCGAUGCAAGUCGACCGCCUGUGCCAGCAGUGGCGCAUCAACAAGGAGAUUGGCAACGACAUUGUCAAGUUGGCCCUGUACGAUGUUGUCCUCUACAUUGACGACAGUGGCUCGAUGAAGUUUGAAGAGAACGGUGAGCGUAUCAAGGAUCUCCAGCUUAUCCUCGAGCGUGUCGCAACCGCCGCUACGCUCUUUGAUGACGACGGCAUCUCUGUUCGCUUCAUGAACGACAACCCUCCCCAGCACAUGAUCGAGCACAUUAAGACUGAGCAACAGAUCUCGCAGCUUGUGUCUGGCCACAAGUUCAGCGGUCUUACUCCCAUGGGAACCGAGCUCCGCAAGAAGGUUGUCGAUGGCAUCGUGGUACCCGCCAUCCGUAGCAGACAGAUGCGCAAGCCCAUUUUGGUUAUCACCAUCACGGACGGUCAGCCUGCAGGAGAGCCUACCACUGCUGUCUUUGACACUGUCCGCUAUGCCAUCCAGGAGGCCAGCAACUCGCAGUACGGACGUGGAGCCAUCGCCUUCCAGUUUGCCCAGGUUGGCAACGACGAAAAGGCUCGCGAGUUCCUUGGCAAACUCGAUGACGACCCUGUGGUCGGACAAAUGGUCGACUGCACUUCCAGUAUGUGUUCUUACGUCUUCUCGUGCAAGCUAUGUGCUAAUGAUCAAUANGACUUCGAGAAUGAGUCCGCCGAGAUGGCACGCGCUAACCCCCCUGUCGAUCUCACUCCCGACCUCUGGCUCAUUCUUGGUGCGAUUGAUCCCUCGUAUGACACCAAGGACGAAAAGUCGAACCGCCCUCAAGGCGGACCUCCCGGAUACGGUGCUCCUCCUCCUCAGCAAGGUGGCUACGGCGGUCAGGGACAAUUUGCCCCACCCCCGGUGCCCCUCAAGGCUACGGUCAGCAGCAAGGCGGUUACGGCCAACAGCAGGGAUAUCCUCCACAGCAGCAAGGCGGAUAUGGUGCUCCUCCUCAGCAGCAGGGUGGCUACCCUCCUCAGCAGGGCG
This is a messenger RNA of Aureobasidium uvarum, 1782 nucleotides long. Lineage: Eukaryota; Fungi; Ascomycota; Dothideomycetes; Dothideales; Saccotheciaceae. The record is from the annotation of a GenBank genome assembly.